Molecule: messenger RNA, 1954 nt
Organism: Malaclemys terrapin pileata
Lineage: Eukaryota; Metazoa; Chordata; Testudines; Emydidae
Gene: AKR1D1
Product: aldo-keto reductase family 1 member D1
Exons: 9
Coding region: 201-1181 (326 amino acids)
Biological process (GO): bile acid biosynthetic process
Cellular component (GO): cytosol
Molecular function (GO): ketosteroid monooxygenase activity; aldose reductase (NADPH) activity; Delta4-3-oxosteroid 5beta-reductase activity
Source: RefSeq, a predicted model, not a curated record
CGCUACCCUAGGCUCUUCUUAGCCGAUCGCACGCGUGUUGCUGGCACAGAGCAGGUUGAGAAACAGAAGUUUUCAUUCUCUCUCUCUCUCGCCCUCUAGUGUUAUAGCCUGGAGCACGCGACACACACGAAGCGGGCUCUUCUUGCUGCUUUCAUUCAGUCUGUUAGAAAGUUGCAGUCAAGUGUUUUAUCAUCUGCAUCAUGAAUCUAACGGCUGCAAACCACCGCAUACCUCUGAACGACGGGAACAGCAUCCCCGUGAUUGGACUUGGCACCUAUGCUGACCCCAGAAAAACUCCCAAAGGUACCUGUGCCGAAUCAGUGAAGAUUGCCAUUGAUGCUGGUUACCGCCAUUUUGAUGGGGCCUUUGUGUACUACAACGAGCAUGAAGUGGGACAGGCCAUCUGGGAGAAGAUUGCAGAAGGAAAAGUAAAACGAGACGAAAUCUUCUAUUGUGGCAAAUUGUGGAAUACAUGUCACCCACCGGAGCUGGUGCGUCCAACUUUGGAGAAGACGCUCAAGAUUCUGCAGCUGGAUUAUGUUGAUCUCUAUAUUAUUGAGCUGCCAAUGGCAUUCAAGCCUGGAGAUGCAAUCUACCCUAGAGAUGAAAAUGGAAAAUAUAUCUACCAUGAGACAAACUUGUGUGCCACUUGGGAGGCUUUGGAAGCAUGUAAAGAUGCUGGCUUGGCAAAAUCUAUUGGAGUGUCCAACUUCAACCGCAGGCAGCUGGAAAUGAUUCUGAACAAGCCCGGGCUCAAGCACAAACCUGUCAGCAAUCAGGUUGAAUGCCACCCAUAUUUCACCCAGCCCAAGCUCUUAGAAUUCUGUAGACAACAUGACAUUAUCAUUGUUGGGUACAGUCCACUAGGAACCUCAAGGGAUGAAACAUGGGUAAAUGUGUCUUCCCCUCCUUUACUGAAGGACCCUGUGCUGAAUGUCAUUGGGGAAAAAUACAACAAGACGGCAGCACAGGUUGCUCUGCGUUUCAGCAUCCAACGAGGGGUGGUAGUCAUUCCCAAAAGCUUCCAUCCACAGCGGAUCAAAGAAAACUUCCAGAUUUUUGACUUCUCACUCACUGAUAAAGAAAUGAAGGACAUUGAAGCACUGAAUAAAAACACCCGUUACGUGGAGUUGCUGAUGUGGCGUGACCAUCCGGAGUAUCCCUUCAAUGAUGAAUAUUGAAAAUAAACCAUAGCAGCAUAUAUUCAACUCAGUAUUGUGGGGCUGGGUCCAAACACACCUAGUUCUAAAGAUGGGGCUUUCACUGUAAUGGAGACUUUCCAGAACAUCAGAAUUAAAACAUGAAUGAAGUUACAGUUCAUUUGUCUCUUCAAACUUUUCUUGUCACCCUUGCCAACAGUUGAAGGAUAGUUCUGUUUAAGUUACUGAUGGGCCCAAACCAUGUGAGCUGAAUACCUUAAUUUUUUUUAUUUGGGGCAGGGUGGAAGGGGAGAAGAGCAUGCAGGACCCAAAAUGAAUCCUGUUUCUGAAUUUUAAUGUGCAAUCUAUAUAAAAACAAAUCAGAACAUUCCUGACUUGUAGAGUUUUUAAAAACUGGGUUGAAACUGCAAUGCAGGCCCAUUGCUACCUCAAAUUGAACACUGCAUGUCAACUCACCAUCAUGUUUGAUCUUGCAAUGAAACCAAAGCAUUGAAUUUGUGACAUCAGAAUAAUUUCCACAGCAAUAGGCUGGCAGCACAAACACAACAUUAUCAAGAUCCAGUGAAAAGGCUGGUUGGGAGGAGGAAAUUACUUGGGCAUUUUAAAAAAAUGGUCUAAAGGAGGUUUUACUUCUGCAUAUGGUCUCUUCUGCUUGAGUGUAGUGUGGAAACCACCACUUUAAAGAGCUGAAAGUGAGUGUCUCUCUUGCGCUUUCUUUCUUUACAUCAAGCUGAGCACAUCCUUCUUGCAAAUCCCAAAAAUGAUGAUUCACUCAAUAAACUAUUCAUUUCAAA